This is a messenger RNA of Fragaria vesca subsp. vesca, 1388 nucleotides long. RefSeq lists its product as uncharacterized. The transcript has a single exon. Gene Ontology annotation, biological process: regulation of secondary shoot formation. Gene Ontology annotation, cellular component: nucleus. Lineage: Eukaryota; Viridiplantae; Streptophyta; Magnoliopsida; Rosales; Rosaceae. Bases 144 to 1388 code for a protein of 414 amino acids. Gene Ontology annotation, molecular function: DNA-binding transcription factor activity; sequence-specific DNA binding. The record is from RefSeq and is a predicted model, not a curated record.
CCAAAAAGACCGACAUAUAUGUCGCAACAGUAACCCUUCACCUUACCGGAUCGAUCUUCUUCUUGUCUUCGUUUCCAAAUCAUAGCUCAAAUAAUAUAUCCGAGGUGCUAGCAGCUAGUUGAGAGCGAAAGAUCCACAUCGAUAUGUAUCCUCUUCUUGGCAACAUGACUAGCACUCAUGAUGAAAGCUCAUCAUCACAGCCUCAUCAUCCUCACCACGACUACAACUCAUCUUAUUUUCAAGAUCACGACGGAGUAGUGCUGAGCUACUUGCUUUCGCAGCAGCUCGACACUGAUUCAUCUCAGUCUGCUGACAUCAGCGUCGCGGCUUCAAACCAAGGGCUAAUAAUGGAGGAGGAGAAGAUUCAGAGCUCGAAGAAGAAAAGAAAGGCGGCGGCGGCACCAAGGAAGAGAAGCAGUGGGAAGAAGGACCGGCACAGCAAGAUCUACACGGCUCAGGGCCCGAGAGAUCGGAGGAUGAGGCUGUCGGUUCAGAUCGCCCGCAAGUUCUUUGAUCUUCAAGACAUGCUUGGUUUCGACAAGGCCAGCAAGACCAUCGACUGGCUCUUCACAAAGUCCAGGUCUGCCAUCAACGAACUGAAGCAACAGUUAGUCUUGCGGACUUGCAGUACUAUUAACUCCCUCUCUACUUCUGCUGAGAGCAAUGAAGUUGUAUCUCAGACAAUGCAGGAUCUUAAGAGUGACUCUUCCAUCGGCAGAAUGAUCAAUCCCAGGAAGAACAUUAGAAGAUAUAGGGUUGGGAAGGGGUCGAGGGACCAGGCGAGAGCAAGGGCGAGAGAAAGAACAAGGCAGAAGCUAAGGAUCAGAUUAAGCUGCCAAGCUAAUCACGAUGAGGCAAACCCUAAGGAUCUAGGGUUGUUAUGCUUGGGGGAGGAAGCUGAGAAACACACCAAUCACGAGUUGAUUGAACAAGGUCGAACGAAUUCCAUGAUGAGGAACAAUGCUGAUGAUCACAAAACUCUCAUGGGAAGAUCAAUUAGUGCUAGAAGCAGGGCACGUUUCGAGGAUGAUGGUUGUGAAUUUCCGGGUUUUACUGGGAAUUGGGGUAACAAGAUGCAGUCUAUUCAUCCCCGCAAGAUGACAAGGAACGUGACCGAGUCAUUUACAGGUAACAACCUGCUACAAGUAGAAAACCCUAGUACACCAAUUAUGGGCUUAACCUCCAAAUAUCAAGAGCCUAGCAGUACUACUACUUCACGUCUCUCUUUCAGUAGUUCAAAUUCUCAAGAGCAGAGCUAUUCUGGUACUUAUUCGAACUCUUGCCCCAUUAAUUUCAUGCCCAACCAAGACCAUAACCCUAAUCCAAUCUUCAUUGCCACCUUAAUUUCUCCGGACCAAAACCCAGGCCAGUUCCUCAAGUUUAACUGA